AAGAAACCCGACGCGAAGUUCAGAGAAAUAAAGCAGCGCGGUUUAAUAAAGUGCUGCUCACUGGCCCCUGCUUCUGAGCGAUAUGAUGGCGACGCUAUCGGUUAAGCUGCUCUGCUUCAUCGUCUCCGUUUGCAGCAGGGAGGGACUGAGGCUCGACUCCGCCCCCUCAGUGUGCUUCGCUGUCGUCUCUCAGCUGGCAGCUCGGUUCGGAGCGGAGUUGAGUGUGAUGGCUGUAGAGCUGCGCUCCAGUGUGAAAUAUGGCACUGUUCUGUCUUUCACCGCGCUUCUGCUCGCCUACUGGUUCCGCUCUCCUCAGUCGGUGCUGGAUGAGCGGCUGGGCGCUGUGCUCUCCUCUCUACUGCGCGCUGAGCAGAAAGCUGGGGCCAGGAACAUCCACAGACCCAGAGUGGCCGUCGGGUUUGGGGGCUGUGUGGACAUUAUUGUGGAUGGUGUGACUUUGCUGAACAAGAUCGGACUGCAACCGACUGAUCAGCCUCUGCACCAUGACUACAUUGAGGAUGCGGAGCAACUCACUCAGAGUUUUGCUUACUUUUUCGCUCCGGGAGCAGCUUCUGAGAGGUUUGUGAUAAACGACACACUCUUUAGUCAGCUGGUGGAGGCCUCUCGGGAGUUGCCAGGAAACCGCUGGUCAGUUGGGGGUAAUGCACCGGUGAUGGCAGGCAGGAUGGCGAGUGAGGGCUGUGACGUGCUGCUUGGGGGCACUUUCAGCCCAGACUUUAACGAGUACCUCUCGGAACAUAUCACAGUGGCGGGUAACACAGUGGAUGAACCAGAUAUUCAUCUGAUCUUGGAGUAUCCUUCUGGGGCAACAUGGGGGCCGUACACCUCCCGAAGAGCCAACAGGUAUAUAAUCCACAGUGAUGACCACAACCCAUACUUGGACUCGAUGGAGGAGUUUGAGAAGAAGCUCGAGGGCUUUAAGCCUGACCUGCUGGUGGUGGGAGGCCUUCAGAUGAUGGACAACUUUCCAUUUCAGCAAGGAGAGCGUGAUGCUUUACUGAGUCGCCUGGCUCAGCUGCUGUCUUCAGCAUCAUCUCAGACUAGCGUGCAUUUUGAAAUGGCCAGCUUUGUUGAUGAGGCUCUGAUGUCAGACUUGCUAGAGCUUGUUCUGCCUCAUGCUGACUCUCUGGGCAUGAACGAGCAGGAGCUGCCCAACCUGCUAAGCCUUCUACGUGGCAGCACUGUGACCGUGCUGUCUGACCCCAACCCCCGUGUGGCUACUGUGUUGGACCAGAUGCGUGAGCUUUACCGUGUUGUCAACCUCAGGCGUAGGCAGGCCGGUCGCGGUCGACCCCUCACCAGGCUACACGUUCACACACUGGCCUUCCAGGCAUUGAUCGUCACACGGGGCUCUCAGUGGAAGAACACCAUGUCAGCCGCAGCCAAAGCUUCACUCACCGCCAACCGGCACGUGUGCGGCUCAGUUGACAUCGACCCCAGCAAGGCGCGCCUCAUCAUGGACGAGUCAUUCUCUGUAAGCAGGAGGGAAGGCAGCCAGAGAAUUCCCCUGCAGGAAUCCCGGCCUGUCUCAUGCUGGACUGAGGAUGAAUAUGAGAUCUGUGUGGCUCCUGUACUCGUGUGCACUGAAGUGUAUCAGACUGCUGGGGGAGGAGACAACAUCUCCGCUGCUGGCCUCGUGCUGCAGAUCUAACAUAGGAGAAGGGAAGUGAACUCAUAAUCACUAGUCCCACUGCGCAAACAUCCCACAUAUAUGAAGCCUUUUUUUUUUCUUUUAAAGCUGUAGUCUUAUAAAUCAAGUACAGCACCAGUGUUGAGUUCCAAAAUUCUACACUUCUGUCUGUCUUUGUUUUUGUGACUUGCAUAUAAAACCUUCAGAUGUGUUUUUAUUCUGCACCAUUAUAUUCUGCAUUUGCAUGUGUCUGGGGUCAGUCACCUCGAAACCAUUCACUAAGAUGCUGGGAAGCUUAAUGAAGAUUGGUUCAAAGCCCAUAUCGAUAGUCUGAUUAAGAGUCAGAAGACUGGAAUAAUAAUAAUAAUAAUAAUAAUCCUUUUUUUUUUAUUAAUGGAGACAUUUGUGCUUUAAUUUAAUUAUCACAACACAACUAUAAUCAGUGCUUUACACUGCCACAUACUUGAUAACACACCUGCUCUUGUCUGUUUUCCUUUGCCUCUCAUUUUAUGUCUCCCCCUUUUUUUUUCUUUUCUUUAAAUCACAGUUUCCUUUUAUGCCUAACUUGCAUUAACUUUGAUUGCAUAAAAGAGAAUGUGGUUUGGGGCACAAAUUAUAGCCAGACCUUUUCUUCUUUCUUUCAUUUUGAACUCCUGCAUUUAUUUAUUAUUAUAAAUAAAUACAUUUUUAAACACACUGAGAUAUCACAGCAAAACCACUUAUCCUCCAGGAACAUUUUACUUCAUCUCAAAAUGCAUAGAAAAGAGGUCAUUGGCUUGAGACUUCUUGGUCAGUGCAUUGAUAUCUCUGGGGAACACCAAAAGCUCUUGGGUAUUAAUUUCCUAGUUUAGCACAUAAGGGUUUCAUGGGUUUUCGUAGCUUCUUUCAGUCCUUCAUGCCUGCAAAAUGAACCAAUGAUCUACCUACCUCCUGUGCCUAUGGAAGAAUUUGUUGCUACUUGAUCUCUAUGAAAUAUCUUGACUGCUACCUGGAUGGAUACAUGGAAGAGGGACUUGUUUUCCUGUUACCCUCCUGUAUGAGGCACAGCUGAGUGGUGUCGGAGAUGUUCUACCCUGUAAGCGCGAUCAGAAAUGAUUUCAGACACUUAGCUGCUGAUAGCCCAACGUGUCUCAGGGAUUAGCUGAGCCUUGUCGUUACGGAGUCGCAUCAUUUGACUUGGAAGCAACCAAGUGCAACACGGCAGCGGGUUUGAUGAUAUUUGUUCCAGCCUUACUGUUGUUGAGAGUUGAACUUGCUAAUGAAUGACCACAUGCUCAGAAGUAGGAAUAUUUUGUAUUGCAUGAACUAAAAAAAUGCAACAGAAAUGCAGUUUGGGUUCAUAUAUAUUCUGUACAAAUGUAGAUGGUUGUAAGUUUGAAAGAAUGCACACACAAUGGUAAUGAUUUUUAUGGAUAAAACGUAGCGCAGUAAUGAGCCAUACUUGAGUGCAAGUAAACAACUUCUCCGUUAUCUGUGUGGUGUGGCAGUGCAUAUGCUGGCCUUUUUAUCUGUUCUGUUUUUAUAUUUCUGUACCAAGUUUGAUGAAUGAAUAAUGUUGAGUUACAAGUGAAAGAUGUGUAUUUCUGAAUUACUCCUUUUUAUUCUUAUGUAAUUAAAACUUGCAUUCCAUUUCUGA
Messenger RNA from Neoarius graeffei (lesser salmon catfish), 3287 nucleotides. It is a transcript of the gene adpgk2, whose product is annotated as ADP-dependent glucokinase 2. Bases 83 to 1672 code for a protein of 529 amino acids. The transcript is spliced from 7 exons. NCBI's taxonomy places the organism in Eukaryota, Metazoa, Chordata, Actinopteri, Siluriformes, Ariidae. Gene Ontology annotation, molecular function: ADP-specific glucokinase activity. The record is from RefSeq and is a predicted model, not a curated record. Gene Ontology annotation, cellular component: endoplasmic reticulum. Gene Ontology annotation, biological process: glucose metabolic process.